GCUGGAGAUUAACCCCUUCGAGGGCAGAGGCAUGAGGCAGGCUCUCCCCCCGCGCAGCUGCUGCAGAUAAGGAGGGGGCUGUGUGGUUGGCUGGUGCAGUGGUUUAAGGAGGCAGGUCGAGGGGGCUGCUCCCUGGGGGAGCGCUGGGUGGGGCUGUGAAGCGCGAUGGACACCCCAUCUCAGAAGAGGGCCACACGGAGUGGGGCGGGUGGCACCCCGCUCUCUCCCACCCGCAUCACCCGCCUGCAGGAGAAGGAGGACCUGCAGGAGCUCAACGACCGGCUGGCCGUCUACAUCGACCGGGUGCGCUCGCUGGAGUCGGAGAAUGCCGGUCUCCGGCUGCGCAUCACCGAAUCCGAGGAGGUGGUGAGCCGCGAGGUGUCGGGCAUCAAGUCGGCCUACGAAUCGGAGCUGGCGGAUGCCCGCAAGACCUUGGAUUCCGUGGCCAAGGAGAGGGCGCGACUGCAGCUGGAGCUGAGCAAAGUGCGGGAGGAGUUCAAGGAGCUGAAGGCACGGAAUGGCAAGAAGGAAGGGGACCUGCUGGCCGCGCAGGCUCGCCUCAAGGACCUGGAGGCCCUGCUCAACUCCAAAGAGGCCGCGCUCACCACCGCCCUGGGGGAGAAGAGGAACCUGGAUAAUGAAAUCCGGGAGCUGAGGGCGCAAGUGUCCAAGCUGGAAGCCGCCCUGGGCGAGGUUAAGAAGCAGCUACAGGACGAGAUGCUGCGUCGGGUGGACGCCGAGAACCGUCUGCAGACGCUGAAGGAAGAACUCGACUUCCAGAAGAACAUUUACAGCGAGGAACUUCGCGAGACCAAGCGCCGCCACGAGACCCGCUUGGUGGAGAUCGACAACGGCCGGCAGCGGGAGUUCGAGAGCAAGCUGGCCGACGCCCUCCAGGACCUGCGGGCCCAGCACGAAGCCCAGGUCAGACUGUACAAGGAGGAGCUGGAGAAGACCUAUGGCUCCAAGCUGGAGAACGCCAAGCAGUCGGCGGAGAGGAACAGCAGCAUGGUGGGCGCCGCCCACGAAGAACUGCAGCAGUCGAGGAUCCGCAUCGACAGCCUGUCGGCCCAGCUCAGCCAGCUGCAGAAACAGCUCGCUGCCAAGGAGUCGCAGCUGCGGGACCUGGAGGACGCGCUGGCCCGGGAGCGGGAGACCAGCCGUCGCAUCCUGUCCGACAAGGAGCGGGAGAUGGCGGACAUGCGGGCCAGGAUGCAGCAACAGCUGGACGAGUACCAGGAGCUGCUGGACAUCAAGCUGGCCCUGGACAUGGAGAUCCACGCCUACCGCAAGCUACUGGAGGGAGAGGAGGAGAGGCUGAGGCUGUCUCCAAGCCCCAGCUCCCAGAAGGGGGGCUCCAGGAUCCACGUCAGCCACUCCACCACGCCGGGCUCCUCCAAGAAGAGGAAGCUGGAGGACGGGGAGCGCCGGACGAGCUUCUCCCAACACGCGAGGACCAGCGGCCGCGUGGCCGUGGAAGAGGUUGAUCUGGAAGGGAAAUUUGUCCGUCUCAGGAACAAGUCCAACGAGGACCAGGCGAUGGGGAACUGGCAGAUCAAGCGUCAGAAUGGAGAGGAGGCCCUCAUCAGUUACCGCUUCCCUCCCAAGUUCACCCUGAAGGCCGGCCAGGUGGUCACGAUCUGGGCCUCCGGAGCGGGCGCCACCCAUAGCCCUCCCACUGACAUGGUGUGGAAGGCCCAAAGCUCCUGGGGCUCUGGAGACAGCCUGCGUACCGCCCUGAUCAACUCCAGCGGAGAGGAGGUGGCCAUGAGGAAGCUGGUGCGCACGGUGAUCAUCAAUGACGACGAGGAGGAUGACGAUGACGAAGUCAGCGUUCACCACCGUCACCACCAUGCCCACUGCAGCGGCACAGGUGAUCCUGGGGAGUACAACCUGCGUUCCCGCACCGUGGUGUGCGGCACCUGUGGCCAGCCGGCAGAGAAAGCUAGCGGGGCCCAGAACGCCGCAGCCGGCUCCAUGUCCUCGGAAUCGUCCGCCUCCAGCCUCACCAUCACCCGCAGCUACCGCUCCCUCGGGGGCGCUGGCGGGGGCAGCAGCGGCGGCCUUGGAGAAAACCUGAUGACCAGGUCCUACAUCCUGGGUAACUCCAACCCACGCACUCAGGGUCCUCAAAACUGCAGCAUCAUGUAACCAGCAAAGGGCGCACUCCUUGCUUACAUCCUGCCAUAUCAUGCUAUUCCCCCCCCCCAGGCUAGAAAACCAUUUUUCCCCCUUUUUAAAACAAAGGGUUUUUUUGUGUUUUUUUUUCUACAGCAGAAAUUUUAUAUAUAUAUAUAUAAAAAUGCUAAAAGAUGCUUUGAUUUUUUUUAAGAAAAAAUCUAUUUCUAUAAAAAAAAAAUUGCUUUUCAGCUUCUAAAUUUUUUUAAAAACUAAAACCAAAGAGGUCAAAGAAUUGUGGUUACCAAAAAAAAGAGGGAAAAAAAAAAGAUUGUAGUUUAAUAGCUUUCUAGAUGUAUUUUUUUGCCAAAGCUUUUUAUAUAGGACUAGCGGCAGUAAA
Messenger RNA from Chrysemys picta bellii (western painted turtle), 2518 nucleotides. Lineage: Eukaryota; Metazoa; Chordata; Testudines; Emydidae. The record is from RefSeq and is a predicted model, not a curated record.